AUGGCUCCCGCACCCGUGUCGGCCCUUGGUAUGGCACUCAACGGCAAGUCCGCAUCUGUCGAUAUUCCAAAGCCUCGCGAUGCUCUCGGUCGGGACAACUUCACUGCUGCACCGGCCGUCUCCCAAAAGCACUCGGGCAUGUUGCCUACUCCUCCCAACUCCAUCUCUCCGAACCUCCCUCCACGCAACCACGGUCGUCGCGACAGCCGUCACCAUGGCCCCGUGUCGCCAAAGAGCACCGCCGUUGAUUCAGACGUUGACUUCCACGAUGUCAACGAUACCAAUCAACCGACUGCGCUCAGCGCUGAGGCGCUAGAUAGCUUGGGUGAUCUGGACAGUGCUGGCGCUAUCACCCCUGGCAUGUUGGCGAAACACCACUUGCCAGACAUCCUACUGUCCCAUGGUCCUCUGGCCAUUAGACACAUCAUGGGCUAUCUGACGACCACCGUGCCUGGCUUCUCGCGCAUCACCUCGGCCAAAGCUCGUCGUCUGGUCGUGGCUGCGCUCGAGGGCAAGGGUGGCAAUAUCGAAAGAGAAGGCGAUAUCCUUUUCGACAAAGUGGGUUGGGGGAGAUGGGAUGCUCGCAUCAAGGGCCAGCCGCCACGAGAGCGCCAGGGCACUGCCAUGACACCUCCGGGCAGUCUACCCUCAUCCUACUCUCAGCCUGGUCUACAGGUACCUGGCCAGAGAUCCUGGCGCACGGGAUCCCAAGACCUCGGCACCAGCUACACCGGGAACUCGGCCGUCUUUUCUCACUCCGAGAUGGAAUAUGAGGACCAAGACAUGUUGGAGCAUGAAGCUGACAAGAUGUCUUUGGACGGCGACGAAGGCGGUUAUGUAUCGUCCGUAGCCGAGGAUCCUCUCGACGAAGAUCUCGGAGAGGGCGACGCUACCGACGAGGAAGACUGGGCCAGCAUUGGCGCCGAAGCUCUUCGUGCAAGGUCGUUGCCGAACAAUGGCAGAUCCAUUUCUGGCCCUGGCCGGCUCUAUCAGCCUAUUGCCACCUACUCUUAUCGGCCCAGGCCGCGAUCAAAGACUCCCGCUGAGAUCGCUCGUACUGCUCCAGCGAAGCCGUUUCCGAUCAACUCUUCAACUCCUUAUUCAUUUCCAAGUGGCGCCGGCGUUAACAACUCCCAAGAAAGAGCUGCAAUUGAAGCACUCUUGAGCCUUGGGUCUGUAUAA
Exophiala spinifera is the source of this 1182-nucleotide messenger RNA. RefSeq lists its product as uncharacterized. The record is from RefSeq and is a predicted model, not a curated record. Bases 1 to 1182 code for a protein of 393 amino acids. Gene Ontology annotation, biological process: positive regulation of transcription from RNA polymerase II promoter by glucose. NCBI's taxonomy places the organism in Eukaryota, Fungi, Ascomycota, Eurotiomycetes, Chaetothyriales, Herpotrichiellaceae. Gene Ontology annotation, molecular function: sequence-specific DNA binding. The transcript has a single exon. Gene Ontology annotation, cellular component: nucleus.